CACUUGAGCCCAAAAGUUUGAGACCGGGCUGGGCAACGUGAUGAGACCCCCAUCUCUAAAAAAAAUUUUUUUAAUUAGCUGGGCAUGGUAGCAAAUGCCUGUAGUCCCAGCUACUUGGGAGGCUGAGGUAGGAGGAUCUAGCCCAGGACGUCAAGGCUGCAGUGGGCUGCGAUGGCGCCACUGAACUCCAGCCUGGGUGACAGAGCAAUACCCUGUCUCAAAAACAAAACAGUAAUAUGGCAGGUUCCCCAGCAUCACACAGCUAACUAGUGGCAUAGCUUCACCCAAACCUGAAGUCUUAGCCAGGACACUCUACCAAAUGAGAUCAACGGCUCAGUAAUGGAUUGGCAUCCAGUGUGAAGACUGGACCAGCAGGGAGAACUAUGACACGUACAGCUCAGAGCUUGACAGAGUUCAGAGCCACAGAGGUGGCACAGGCUGACUCACAACCCGAGCAGAAAGGGACCAACCCAGAAACAGUGACCCAGAAUCACAGGGAAAUGGAAAUGGGAGUCAGCACAAUGGAGCCCCUCCUUGACCCCAUGCUCCUUAUCCUCAGAGGCGCAGGAGUUGGUUGCACAGGCGGCUCAAAGGUCUUGACGGUGGAGAACACCAUCCCCAGGGAUUCCCGAGGUGGUGAUGCCAUCAAAGCGUUGAUUCUGAGCUGGGCCUGCCCAUGUGCGGACUCCGUCGCAGCGAGAGAAGGGUUAACCACCCAACUUCGCCAUUGCGGAGGGACCUAGGGCCGGGUCGCAGCCCGGAGAGGAGAUCUAAGGUCAAUUCCACACUGGAGCUCAACUUUCAGGAGACGCCCCAGCAAGCCUCUUUCGAGGAGUUCUCCAACUCCUCACUUCCAUGGGCCAGACGGCCCUGGCAGGGGGCAGCAACAGCACCCCCACCCCACAGGCCCUGUACCCAGACCUCUCCUGUCCCGAGGGCUUGGGAGAGCUGCUGUCUGCACCCCCUCCUGACCUGGGGACCCAACGGCGCCACGGUUGGAAUCCCAAAGACUGUUCAGAGAACAUCGAGGUCAAGGAAAGGGGGUUGUACUUUGAGCGGCGGCCCGUGGCCCAGAGCACUGAUGGGGCCCGGGGUAAGAGGGGCUACUCGAGGGGCCUGCACGCCUGGGAGAUCAGCUGGCCCCCAGAGCAGAGGGGCACGCAUGCCGUGGUGGGCGUGGCCACGGCCCUCGCCCCGCUACAGGCUGACCACUACGCGGCGCUGCUGGGCAGCAACAGCGAGUCGUGGGGCUGGGACAUCGGCCGGGGAAAGCUGUACCAUCAGAGCAAGGGGCCCGGGGCCCCCCAGUAUCCAACGGGAACUCAGGGUGAGCAGCUGGAGGUGCCAGAGAGGCUGCUGGUGGUUCUGGACAUGGAGGAGGGAACCCUGGGCUACGCUAUUGGGGGCACCUACCUGGGGCCAGCCUUCCGUGGACUGAAGGGCAGGACCCUCUAUCCGGCAGUAAGCGCUGUCUGGGGCCAGUGCCAGGUCCGCAUCCGCUACCUGGGCGAAAGGAGAGCGGAGCCACACUCCCUUCUGCACCUGAGUCGCCUGUGUGUGCGCCACACCCUGGGGGAUACCCGGCUUGGCCAGGUAUCUGCCCUGCCCUUGCCCCCUGCCAUGAAGCGCUACCUGCUCUACCAGUGAGCCCUGUGAUACCACAGACUGUGCUGGGGCCUUGCCACCACCCCUGCCCUUGAGGAGGUAGGGAGGCACUGCUGGCCUAGACCAGCUACUGAAAGCCAGUGAGGCUGGGCCCCUACCCCAACCCAAGCUCUGGGGAAAUCAACAGCCCCAGAGCCACUCAGAGGGAGGAAGAGAGCGAGCCAGCAUUCAAGGCUAUGGCAGUCUGCUACGCAAAACAGUUUUUGAAGUAAAAAUACUAAGAGGUGUUGUUACAA
Messenger RNA from Callithrix jacchus (white-tufted-ear marmoset), 1901 nucleotides. NCBI's taxonomy places the organism in Eukaryota, Metazoa, Chordata, Mammalia, Primates, Cebidae. The record is from RefSeq and is a predicted model, not a curated record.